CUAUAAAAAGGGGGGUUUUGUGUGCCGCUUCUGCUCGUGUAGGAAUUGGUCAUCAGCCUUUUCGGAUCUGUGUCUCGGGGGCAACGGACCUUAAAAAAACAAAAUUCAAAAAGAAAGAAAAAAAGUGGGCGAAAGAUUUGCCACGAUCGGUGGGGCAGUACCCAAAAACCCGUUUCUACCUUUUGUGGAGACGACCUAUCAGACAGCGCUGGCGCUAAGUUCACCUUCCGCCACCCCCGAUCACGGCAUCCUCAAGAUGAAGUUGUAUCCCACCCGGCGGUCGCGGAGCCUGAGGUCGACGCGGUCGGUGCAUUUUCCAAACGAAGUCGUCUUCCUGGAUCACAUUCGUCAGGGUGACCUGGAGCAAGUUGGGAGGUUUAUACGCGCUAGAAAAGUGACGCUGGAUAAAAUCUACCUAACAGGCAUGGGUGCUUUGCAUGAAGCUGUCCUCUCUGGGAAUCUGGACUGCGUCAAGUUGUUGGUGAAAUACGGAGCGGACAUCGAACAGAGAGAUGAAAACGGCUGGACCCCUCUGCACAUGGCAUGUAGUGACGCACAUCCGCACAUUGCCAGGUAUCUUCUAGCUCUUGGAGCGCAAAAGGAUGUUGUGAACAGCGAAGGGGAGACGCCAUCCGAGCUUAUAGACUCUGACUGCGAGGAGUUAGUUCAGAUCUUCUCCACGAAGAAGGGCGACUGAUGAACCCUUAACAAUUGACUACCAACCCCAGCAGAGGUGCAUUUUUUUUUUUUUGACACGUGCUGCCCCCUGGUGGGAGCUGGUUGAGCAACACAGACUGCAGCGGAUUUCUUCCAGAGCUCUUGCCCACUUAACCCAACUCACUCCCAAGCAGACACAUCGUGCCACCUAGGAUGGGCAAGGUGACCCGGCAGCAAGAGCGCGUGUCUCAAAGGUCUUCAAGAGGUCUUUAAUUAAAUAAAGCAUGUUUGGAUUCAUUAUGGCCGCCGCCAGUGACCCAUUCACUGGUAUAACUGGGUUGUGACUGUGCAGUCAAGAGGACAAUACAUUACCAAGGAAGGGAAACGCGUUACCUGAUUUUCCUAUACACGGGGCAAUGUAGUUUUGUCUACUAUGUUUUUUUUUUUUUUUUCGUUUUUUUAGAAUGUACAUAUCUUUAUACAAAAUUGUGGGUGUACUAAGCAGUGUAUUCUUUUAUAACUCCACAUUAACAGAACAGCUUUUGUUAGACAAAAAAAGCAUAAAGAUAAAAAAAAAAAUGAUAAAACAAAAAAAAAAAAA
Molecule: messenger RNA, 1258 nt
Organism: Rana temporaria (common frog)
Lineage: Eukaryota; Metazoa; Chordata; Amphibia; Anura; Ranidae
Gene: PPP1R27
Product: protein phosphatase 1 regulatory subunit 27
Exons: 3
Coding region: 257-697 (146 amino acids)
Molecular function (GO): phosphatase binding
Source: RefSeq, a predicted model, not a curated record